Messenger RNA from Drosophila biarmipes, 794 nucleotides. It is a transcript of the gene Arpc5, whose product is annotated as actin-related protein 2/3 complex subunit 5. Gene Ontology annotation, biological process: Arp2/3 complex-mediated actin nucleation; regulation of actin filament polymerization; cell migration. Lineage: Eukaryota; Metazoa; Arthropoda; Insecta; Diptera; Drosophilidae. Gene Ontology annotation, cellular component: Arp2/3 protein complex; cytoplasm; actin cytoskeleton. Bases 78 to 533 code for a protein of 151 amino acids. The record is from RefSeq and is a predicted model, not a curated record. Gene Ontology annotation, molecular function: actin filament binding. The transcript has 2 exons.
GCCAAUCAUCUGUUUACCGGAAUCGGCUUUGUGAUUCAUAUUUUAGGGAAGAAAAGUGCUAGGAAACGAGAGAAAACAUGGCCAAAAACACGUCCAGCAACGCGUUCCGCAAGAUCGAUGUUGACCAGUACAACGAGGACAACUUCCGGGAGGAUGACGGCGUGGAUAGCGCGGCAGCAGGGCCGGAUGAGAGCGAGAUUACGACGCUGCUGACGCAGGGAAAAUCCGUGGAGGCGCUCCUGAGUGCCCUGCAGAAUGCUCCACUGCGUUGCAAGAACCAGAACGUUAAGGACCACGCCCUGAACAUCACGCUGAGGGUGCUGCUGUCCAUCAAGUCCACGCAAAUGGAUCAGGCCAUCGAUACCCUCGAGCAGAACGACCUGAUCGACGUGCUGAUGAAGUACAUAUACAGGGGAUUCGAGAUCCCGUCGGAGGGCUCCAGUGGCCACCUGCUGCAGUGGCACGAGAAGGCCCUCGCCAAGGGCGGAGUGGGCUGCAUUGUCCGGGUCAUGUCCGACACAAAUCGCGCCUAGAGGAGAUUACCAUAGCCAAAGGCGGUCAUAGAGUCACCAUCUUAAGUGUUCCCUGCCCCAACACACAGAUUCACACCACGCAUCGCGGAGCAUUUAAUCAACGCAGGAAUGGAGCACUGGACACCACAUCCUCAUCUUCUUCGGGAUAUGCCACGCCCCAGCUGAAACCCUCUUCUGUUUCUUUGCCGCAAUACAAAUGACGUUUUCCAAAUUAGAUUUAAACUGAUAUCCAAGUAUUAAAGUUUUUAUUACGAAAGGUGA